CAGACCCGAUCUGCGACUCGCGCCCGUCUCCCUGAUCCGCCCCGCUUUGAUGGGAAGCCUCUCUCCCUACGUACCUGGCUCCCCUCUAUUAGAGCGAAGCUAAGGUCUAAUCAGCUUACUGGAGCUGACGCCUUUGACUACGUAUGGGACCGGCUAGAACAGCCCCAGUAA
Paraphaeosphaeria sporulosa is the source of this 171-nucleotide messenger RNA. RefSeq lists its product as uncharacterized. The transcript has a single exon. Lineage: Eukaryota; Fungi; Ascomycota; Dothideomycetes; Pleosporales; Didymosphaeriaceae. The annotation marks the transcript as partial. The record is from RefSeq and is a predicted model, not a curated record.